AUGGCUGACAGAGACAGGGUUCCCAUCAUCCCCGGCCAGGUCUACAUUGAGGUGGAGUAUGACUACGAGUACAAGGCCAAAGACAAGAUGGUGACCAUAAGGCAAGGAGAGUACUACAUGCUAGUGAAGAAGACCAAUGAGGACUGGUGGCAGGUGAGGAAGGAGGAAGGCACAAAGGCUUUUUAUGUGCCGGCCCAGUAUGUUAGGGAGGUGCGCCGGGCACUCUUGCCCUCCCAGAAACCUGCCCUGAGGGCUAAACCCACUGUUCUGGAUAUCUGCCGUGCUUCAAAUGAGAACCUCAACAGGCCCCAGCAGGAAAUGUCCAGCUUUGCUCGCCCAUCACCCUCCUCCACCCCAUCACCUUCAUCUGACCGUGUUACACCACCAGGCCUGUGCAAAGAUGCUAACCAGAACAUGAGCCCCCAUCAUUCCAAGGUGGUAGCUGAACUGGUUCUUCUUCAUAACAAUAACAACCAUCACCACACACACAAUUCCUCACUGGCACAGACACAGAUGGAUUUGUCUCCACCUAAAAUGGGGUGCAACCAUGACAAAAGUCGUGUCGAUAAUGAUACCCCACCACCAAGUGAGCUUCCAGGAGAUGGACUGAAGAAGCUCCACAAUGACUCUGAGUCAGGGGACGAGCUUAGCAGCAGCUCAACGGAGCACGUGCAGCCAACAUCACCUACGGGUCUGGGUCGGUCUGAAUCCCCGGUCUACACCAACCUCCAGGAGCUGAAGGUUGUUCAGUCCAGUCUACCGCCUGUCCCUUCCACAUCCCCUCUCCACAUUCACGGAGACUGGGAGACCCACAAAGACGUGAGCGGCAGGCAUUUCUAUUUCAACCGGGGUACCGGAGAACGAACCUGGAAGCCACCCCGUACCCGAGACACUACCAGCAGCACCAGCAGUUUUCGAGGAGACAGUCAGGGCACAGUUGACAGUGAGCCUCUGUCACCAGAGGAAAAUUGGCACAACACUCUUUUGAGCCAGUCUGAGAGCCAUUAUGGGUCACCUCCUAGAGGAUGGUCUGAGGAGCUGGAUGAGCAUGGACAAACCUUGUACAUAUCUGAAUACACGCAAGAGAAGUGGAUAAAGCAUGUGGAUGAGCAGGGUCGACCCUACUACUACAACGCUGAUGGAUCUAGGUCAGAAUGGGAACUACCCAAGUACAAUAUCUCCUGUCAGUCCAGUGAGCUUCCCAAGAGUCACAGUCUGGAGAGGAAGCAGCAGGAUCCCAUUGUCCUAACCAAGUGGCGACACAGCACCUUUGUUUUAGAUCUCAACGACAAGGAGUGUGCUCCGGCUCCCAAGCAGAGCUCACCAGACUCUGACUCCUGCCCCUCAUCUCCUAAGCACUCCUCAACCCCUUCAGAGAAAUGUGGAGUUCUCAAUGUCACUAAAAUCACAGAGAAUGGCAAGAAAGUCAGGAAGAACUGGACGUCCUCAUGGACGGUGUUGCAGGGUUUCUCUCUGCUCUUCGCAAAGGGUCAGGGGGGCAGCUCAAGCUGGUCGUACUACUGUAGAGGUGCCAUCCCUGAGCUGCUCUUCACACUUCUUAGCAGCUGGAAGCACUCAGUCAAACCCUGUCCUGCUGUGUCCUAUGUGAAGUGUAGGCCUGUGCAGGUGUCCACUAAGUUUGGCAGCAAUCAGUCAAAACCUGAGUUCACCGUUGACCUGCGAGGAGGUUCUGUGGACUGGGCCUCCAAGGAGAAGAGCAGCAAGAAACAUGUCAUAGAGCUGAAGACCCGUCACGGGACAGAGCUGUUGAUUCAGUCGGAGAUUGACAGCGUCAUCAAUGACUGGUACCGGGCCCUCACAGAGACCAUAAACACACAUGCCUGGGAGUCAGACGAGGCCAUUGAGGAGGACAUGCCUGAGUCUCCAGGAGCUGAGAAAGGGGACAAGGAGAAAGAACACUGGGACUCCAAGAAGAACAGAUUGAUGAAGACCUCUGUGAGUAUGGACUCAUCUGACCAGAAGAAAACCAGGAUGAAGCUCAAGAAAUUUCUGACACGUCGACCCACCUAUCAAGCAGUCAGAGACAAAGGCUACAUCAAAGAUCAGGUGUUUGGCUGCAGUCUGGCCAGCCUGUGCCAGCGGGAGAACACUUCAAUGCCCAACUUUGUCAGAAUGUGCAUCGAGCACGUAGAGAGCACAGGUCUCGCUGUUGAUGGCUUAUACAGAGUGAGCGGGAAUCUGGCCGUGAUACAGAAGCUCCGCUUUGCUGUGAAUCAUGAUGAGAAGGUGGAUCUAAACGAUGCUAAGUGGGAGGACAUUCAUGUCACCACAGGAGCUCUGAAAAUGUUCUUCAGGGAGCUUCCUGAGCCACUCUUCACUUACGGAUCCUUCACUGACUUUGUUGACGCCAUCAAAUGUUCAGACUACAAGCAGAGAGUGAAUUCAAUCAAAGACUUAAUCAAGAAUUUGCCAAAACCCAACCACGACACGAUGCAGGCCCUCUUCAAACACCUGCGGAGGGUGAUUGACCACGGAGAAGCCAACCGCAUGACAACCCAGUGCGUGGCCAUCGUGUUUGGCCCCACACUGCUCCGGCCUGAGACGGAGACGGGCAACAUUGCAGUCCACAUGGUCUACCAGAACCAGAUCGUGGAGCUCAUACUGUUGGAGUAUGAAAGCGUCUUCAGCAGAUAGGCUGGUGAGGAGAGGACCACAGGCUGUUCAAACAUGGAUGUAAUUUCUUUUGUUGCCAUUUAUUUUUUCUUAUGGAAAUAAACAUUGCUGUGGACCAAAUAAGUGGAGAGAAUAAAUAGAAUAAACAUUCAUCAACUGUUGACAAGAUGUUGCACUUAAAAAGGUUUUACGGAUAAAUUUGAAGUGUACCGACUUCAUCUUUGCUUUUCUGUUGCCAUUCCUGUGUCGAGCAGCAGGUCGGACGCUCGGCACUGCGGUGACCGUGCACGUCAUCCAUGAGUGUUGAGGCAUUUUUGCAUGCAUUGGAUCUCUGUGGCUGAAGUCAGAACCCAAACGUAAGUGGAGCAACAGCAGCUCUUGGUGGGAUAUGUACGUAUGUCUAACACAUCAUGGCAGCCUUCUUCUUCUGUGGUGUUAAACUGUGCUAGCUGCUACUCCUGACAGCAGUGUUGUCACAUCACUGGAGGAACUGGCUGAACUGUGCUUUUCAAUCUGGUGGAGUGUUGUCAGCGAUUCACAGCACCCGCCCUCCUCCGUCAAGUCUGCAGAAUCAUCGGCGUUAUGCUGAAAGUGCUUGACUGAGCUGGAGUAGAUGUGCAUACUGCGUCCCCACCCCUCACACCCCAUGCUUCCCUGGGAGUAGUGUUGACCUUUGACCUUAUGACAUGAGCAUCCCAUGACUCAGGUGUGGAGGAUCUGUUUGUGUGUGUGAAUGUGGCGUAAAUGUAAGUGGAAGUGUUCAUGUCUGGUCUCAAACUGUGCAUUGUGCUGUCGAACGUGAUUUAGUAAAGUUUGUGAUGAGACGCAGGUGGCUGACUGUGUUCCUCUAGUGAACCUAAACCUCUUCACCUCUCAGAUGUUGCUUCUUAAACCUCACUGAUCUGCCGGAGUCACUGGAAGUGAAGUUGAUGUAAUUUCUCACUUUUCGAUGGAAGCUGUUGGGAGUGAAGGGUAAAGUAUUUUGUGAAGGAACAUUACACUGGAAACACUCUGUUGGAUGGCGGCAGACGAGUGUUAAAGGACAAAGAAGAGACUGUAAAAUGCUUGAAAACCUCUCAUUGUGUACAAUGAGAGAACAAAGGUGUUGGUGUGUUUAGUGGCUGAGGUGUGUGUGUGUGGUGAACUGAUUUUGUCUGAAUGAAAACAUGGCGAUACUUGUAGUGUUUAAAAAAGUUACUUUGAAGGUGUAUAUGUUUGCACAUGAUCAGCUGCUCAUUUUGAAUGUAAUUUUCAGGCUAACUGCUGUCUGUGAAACAUGUCUAAUAAAAAACUAAUUGUGGA
Molecule: messenger RNA, 3936 nt
Organism: Thalassophryne amazonica
Lineage: Eukaryota; Metazoa; Chordata; Actinopteri; Batrachoidiformes; Batrachoididae
Gene: arhgap12b
Product: Rho GTPase activating protein 12b
Exons: 18
Coding region: 1-2655 (884 amino acids)
Biological process (GO): regulation of GTPase activity; signal transduction
Cellular component (GO): cytoplasm
Molecular function (GO): protein binding
Source: RefSeq, a predicted model, not a curated record